Molecule: messenger RNA, 2719 nt
Organism: Clarias gariepinus (North African catfish)
Lineage: Eukaryota; Metazoa; Chordata; Actinopteri; Siluriformes; Clariidae
Gene: kcnq1.1
Product: potassium voltage-gated channel, KQT-like subfamily, member 1.1
Exons: 18
Coding region: 210-2156 (648 amino acids)
Biological process (GO): potassium ion transport; transmembrane transport
Cellular component (GO): voltage-gated potassium channel complex; membrane
Molecular function (GO): voltage-gated potassium channel activity
Source: RefSeq, a predicted model, not a curated record
UAUGCUGUCAGAUUCUGCUAAUGUCAUGUAUUCGCGUAGGUUCUUAAAAUUACUAACCGAGAAAAGGAUACUUGCGCAAAUUUGUCGAAUGUAGUUCACAUUAUCAGUCAAGAAAAAGUGAUAUUGCUGGAACCCCGACUGAAGGAAAAGUGCUUUGAAGUUGUUGUUUUUUUCCCUCUAAUGCAAGUCUCCCCUCGUCGCCAGACAGCAUGAACGUGUCCGGAUCAUGGCGCGUCGGAGAUUCUUCCGCUCCCGCGCUGGAGAUGCAGGAGAAGCCGGACGCGCGUGCCAACCGGGACUGUACCGUGGCGCCGGUGGUCGCGCAGCGCCGAGUCUCUCACCUGUACGGGUACGGCCACCGGAUGUCCGUGUACAGCACCACGCGCCCCGUCCUCACGCGCGCUUACCUUCAAGGACAGGUGUACAACUUUUUGGAAAGACCGACGGGUUGGAAAUGCUUUGUGUAUCACUUUACUGUGUUUUUGAUUGUGUUAUCUUGCCUGAUCCUCAGCGUCCUGUCCACUAUUGAUCAGUAUCAGGCUUUGGCCCAAGAAACACUUUUCUGGGUGGAAAUAGUGUUGGUGGUAUUUUUCGGAGUGGAGUAUGUGGUGAGGCUGUGGUCUGCAGGAUGCCGGAGCAAAUAUGUGGGUAUUCUGGGGAGGCUCCGCUUUGCAAGAAAGCCCAUCUCUAUCAUUGACUUAAUUGUGGUGGUGGCCUCGGUCAUUGUUCUUUCAGUAGGCUCUAAUGGGCAGGUCUUUGCUACCUCCGCCGUCAGAGGCAUCCGCUUUUUGCAGAUCCUCCGAAUGUUGCAUGUCGAUCGUCAGGGAGGAACCUGGAGGCUGCUGGGAUCGGUGGUCUUCAUCCAUCGCCAGGAACUAAUUACAACACUCUACAUUGGAUUCUUGGGUCUGAUCUUCUGCUCGUACUUUGUGUACCUGGCAGAAAAAGACGCUGUGGACAGCAGUGGAGUCACAGAGUUUGCCAGCUAUGCUGAUGCUCUGUGGUGGGGAGUGGUGACAGUGACUACCAUAGGGUACGGGGACAAGGUGCCACAGACAUGGAUAGGGAAAACCAUUGGUUCCUGUUUUGCCGUCUUUGCAAUGUCUUUCUUUGCCCUGCCAGCUGGGAUUCUAGGUUCAGGUUUUGCCCUGAAAGUUCAGCAGAAACAGAGACAAAAGCACUUCAACAGACAAAUUCCUGCUGCAGCCUGUCUUAUACAGACAUCCUGGAGAUGUUUUGCAAUAGAAAACCCUGAAUCUUCUACCUAUAAGAUGUUUGUGCGAAGGAAGCACGUGUUAUCGAGUCACACAGCAUUCAGUCCUAAGGUUAAAAAAACUGUAAAAAUGAGAAGAAAGGUAAAGUCCAAUGACAAAAACAAUGGGCCAAGCUCUCCUACAAUCCCUACAAUCACCUUUGAUUCAGUGUUUGAUGAUGGCCGGGACCAGAGUCAGGAUACAGUGUAUAGCACUGAAACAUCAGUAAAAGCAUUUGCUCAGAGAAGAUUCGAACGACAGCAGUCCUGGACUUCAAUAUCCUCCGUCCAGUUCACCCCUCCUCCAGUAAAGCAAAGCUCAGAAUUUUUAGAGGUGCAAACACGGCCUCCACUACAGAGGAGCAGCAGUUUUACAGAUGACCUGGAAAUUGAACCAGAGAGGGACAUCCUUCUCCUGCCUGUCUCUGAUGUGUCUGAAUUGCGAGAAACCCAUCGGGCGGCUAUCAGAGUGAUCCAGAGAAUGCGCUAUUUUGUGGCCAAAAAAAGAUUUCAGCAAGCACGUAAGCCAUAUGAUGUCCGGGAUGUGAUCGAGCAGUACUCUCAAGGCCACGUCAACCUCAUGGUGCGCAUCAAGGAGCUGCAGAGGAGACUGGAUCAGAGUUUGGGGAAAAUGUCCUUAUUCCAGACAAGUUCGGAGCGGGUUAGAGACAGAGGCACAAACACAAUUGGCUCCAGACUUACAAGGAUGGAGGACAAGAUCACACAUAUGGACAAGACUCUGAACCGCAUGGCGGAAUCGCUGAACCUCCUUGUGAAGAGGGAGAGCGAUGUGAGCAGUGUGGUAGGAGCAGUCGAAGGUGAACGGACGCACACGCAAACACACGACCUCAGUCUGCCCACAUAUGAACAGCUAUGUCCGUCUGCCCUCGAGGAGAGCUCUUGAGCUGGAGUAGCCUCCAAACGCAACUGCCUUGUACAAGUUGGAGACGAGUAGACAGACAAAUGAACACUAAAUCUGUACUUAAGCUUCAUUAGAUUUACUCAGUUGGACCAAUCAUAACAAGUCACUCUGUAAGACGGUUUUAAAAAAAGAUGGAAUCUCUCAUACACGUAUAGUAGGACUUGGAUUGCUGAUUAGGUGUGGUGUGUUUACUGCAUAAGGAAAAUAUGUAAGAUCAUUUUUAUUUGCUCCAGUUUCUUGAUAUGCUAUUUGAUAUUAAAUCAGGGUUUUUAUGGUUUUAAAGCAAGGUAUGGGGAUGCUUAUGGCAAACUAUACACAUCCGAAUGGUUGCAUAAAUAUUUAUUUAUUCCAGCCAUCGGGUUGUUUUGCAAUCUGUACAUUUGAAAUCGAGUUUAUUUAUUACAACAUGUGUACAUUAAUUCACAAAUGCAUACAUGUACCGAUUUCUGGUUGCAUAAAAAUAUUAGUUUUUUUUAGAUAAUGAACCAGAUGUUAUCUGGUUUUAUUCCAUUACCAACACUGCUAAAUCAUUUUCUUGAUUUUUA